Messenger RNA from Necator americanus (New World hookworm), 2376 nucleotides. RefSeq lists its product as uncharacterized. Lineage: Eukaryota; Metazoa; Nematoda; Chromadorea; Rhabditida; Ancylostomatidae. Gene Ontology annotation, molecular function: zinc ion binding; metalloendopeptidase activity. The transcript has 17 exons. Gene Ontology annotation, biological process: proteolysis; molting cycle, collagen and cuticulin-based cuticle. The record is from RefSeq and is a predicted model, not a curated record. The coding region runs from base 1 to 2376 and encodes 791 amino acids.
AUGCAGUCAUCACUAUCCGCUAUGACCGGAUUCGACGCUGUUGGUGUUCGAAAUCAGCCGCUUUUGGAUGUUCCACCUCCGCUUCCGCCACGGCUCUACUGCACCACAAGCACAUCUCAGUGUCAUUUCGAACCUUCAUCAUCGAGAGCUUCUUCUCAUCAACAGGUAGCAACAAAGUGUAUCGAUGAGUAUCACUUAUUUCCGUGCGCCCGUAACGUGCCACAUAGUGAUUUUGAUGCGAAUUCAGUUGGAUUUGUUGACAUUCAAGAACUAAGGGAGCUUGAUGACUCGGAUGGCGUCUCACUCACUUCGCUGCCCGUACCCGUACGUCCACGAACAAGAAAACGAAAACCGCUUGAUUCGUUGCGAAAACUGAUCCCCGAAUGCUGUAGAACAUCUCGUCGCUACGGCACUUUGAAUUCUGCGAUUAAAAAUUCUACGCAAGACCAUAAUUGCUUAGAGAUUGAUUUGAUGUGUCUCAAACUUUGCUUGGUUUUCCUUCUUCUCGCUCUUCUGGCUUGUAGCGCUGUUUCGUUGUCGACGGAAACGAAGAAGUCCUUAGAAAAGGGUCUUCGUGGCAAGACUCUCGAGCAGCGGAAAGCUAGACUACAAAAUCUUUCCGCAUUGUACUUCGGUAACAGAAAAAAAGCAGUCGCUUCAUCCGGAGCAAAGAAUUCUUCUGAAGCAGCUUCAGAACUAAAUAGUGAGUCCGGGAUAGAAGAGAUUAACGUGAAAGGAGGUGCUGCUGAAUACCUUUUUGAAGCGGACAUUAAUUUAUCCGAGGAACAAUUGGAUUUGCUUGAAAAAAGUAUCUCAACAAAUACAAACACACGUACGAAACGUCAAGUGGCGAAAUAUGCUACUCUAUGGCCCGAUAAUACCGUCUACUACUACUUCGAUCCUGCUUUAGAUGAACGACGUCGUUAUAUCACUAAAUUGUCAUUAAAUUUCCUACAAUCUCGCACAUGUAUUAAAUUCGUUCAAAGUGAGACCGCAGUGAAUCGAAUUCGCGUAUUUAAUGGAUCCGGAUGUUAUUCAAGUGUUGGUAUGGUGGGCGGAGUCCAAGAUUUAUCAUUGGCGAAUUGGUGUGGUGAGAUAGGUCUCACCGGACACGAAUUCAUUCACUCCUUAGGAGUAUGGCAUAUGCAAAUGCGUGAUGAUCGUGACAGUUACAUAACUGUUAAUUUGACAAAUGUACCGGAAGACAUGCAUGGGAACUUUGUAAAAGUACCCUCCGAUCAAGUCAUAAACUAUACGCCGUACGAGUAUGGAAGUGAUAUGCAUUACGGGUCGAAUACAUUUGCUACUGCUGGCGCUAACUCGAUGAUUCCUCUUGAAGGACGUUUUUUGCGCACUCUCGGCACACGAGUGAUCUCUUUCUACGAUAUCAAAACAAUCAAUGAUCAUUACAAAUGCAUUGAUCAAUGUAAAGUUGCACCCGCUGCGUGCACUAAUGGAGGAGAGCCAAAUCCAACAAAUUGUGGCGUUUGUAACUGCCCAUCCGGAUACGCUGGAAAUCUCUGCAAGCAGAGGCCGUCUGGUUGUGGUGCAACGCUUAAUGCGACUGCUCUCUGGAAAGUGCAACAGUUUACGUUCGGGAACGCCUCAGUGACUACAGCUCGGGACCAGUAUUUACUCUGUAAUCAUUGGAUAAGUGCACCCGCAGGAAAAAAGGUACAAGUUCGGGUCACAUAUAUAAAAGAUCCAAAAUGUCAAGUUGGUUGCCGACUUAACUCGAUUGAACCAAAAAUCAAAGCCGAUAAGAGGAUUACAAAUGCUAGGAUAUGCUGCAACGAUUUGUUGAAUUACAUUCUCACCAGCAAUCUCAAUCCAACUCCAAUCUUAUUAUUAUUAUUAUUAUUAUUAUUAUUAUUAUUAUUAUUAUUAUUAUUAUUAUUAUUAUUAUUAUUAUUAUUAUUAUUAUUAUUAUUAUUAUUAUUAUUAUUAUUGCUAUGUGUGGAAUGUGUGGAACCUUGUCUCCUCUACGGCUGUGAAACUUGGGCUACAAGAAGCAAAGAUCUCAAGGCGCUACAGAUAGCUCAACGGCAAAUAAUGAGAAGAAUGCUCGGUGUAACUCUUCUUAUGCAUCGUACGAACUUGUGGCUGGAAAAUACUGCAAAACUCCCAGAUAUCAGGGCUAGAGCGAUUGAAAGAAAGUGGUCAUGGGCCAGAAAAAUGUGUACUGCAAAGGACAACCGAUGGACGAAGAUGAUUACCGAAUGGAGACCAUGGAUUUGGAAACGACAAGUUGGCCGACCAAAAACAAGAUGGAGAGAUUCGUUCGUAUCGGACUUUGGAGAAACAUGGAUGCGAACCGCUACUACUGAUGUGAGCAGAUGGAGACAAAGCAUGCAACGACACAUUGUAACAUUGUGA